CACUUUCAUUUUGACUACCCCUACAUAUUACUAAAACUUUCCCCGACACUCACAUUGUCAGCUUUGCAAUGAUGGCUCUGCUUGUCCUCCUAGUCAUCUUCGCCUCUGGCGACGGUGCUGCCAGUACGUUGUUAGAAAUACAAUCUUCGUGUGGUGAGGACUCGGUUCUGAAGUGUGGGGCUACUCCAAAACCAGGAGUCGAGUAUCGGGCAGUGAGGUGGCAAAGGGUCAGCGAGGAGCCGCCAUACAAGGCUUCAGGUAUGUUGUCAAAAACACUGAGGAACAACAGUGCAGUUCAGACGUACCAGGGCUUUGCGCGUCCAGCGGAGCUGUUAGAAAACUCGUGGGACCUCCUCCUCCCCAACGUGACAGCUCAGGACAGUGGGAAAUACUUGUGCUUCCUUGCUGCACCUGUUGGAGAGAAAAAUAUGGAGGGAUACGUUUUCCUCAACGUUACUGGUUGUCCCAUGGAAUCUGCACAAAAUGACGUCUUGUUUGAAGUGAUUGUCUGUGUGUCACUGGCAUUGGCACUCUUGAUGUGUUUUAUAUGCUGGGUCUGUUUGAAGAACAUAUCAAUUCUGAAAAGUAAAAAGAAGGGCUCUGCAGAUCAGACCUUGAAAGCGCCACUUCGGAAGAAAAACUUAAAUUUGAUUUACACUCCUGGCUUGAAUAGUCUGGAGCCCUCUUCCUAUCACCAUGUGUGUGUGUGAGACCCUCCAGACCCCAACAUGGGGAGGUUAGAACAGCACAAAAGAGGAGGACAAGAGAAAGGACAAAGCAUGUAGAAUCUCCAGGCCUCCAGCUAAGAGGCUGGGAUGCUGGUCACUCCAAGUGUGGUAUGAAAGUGGUAUGCACCUAGCCUUUGCUUUCAAGGAUACUUUAUGGGCCAAUGCAAGCAUGGACUGUUCAUUUCAGGAAUAUUCUGAGAAAACACACAGCCAAAUAUCAGUAUUUUAAGCUCAAAAUUGAAAGUUUGCACUAAAUCGCCCAUAAUGGUGAUUACUGCUUUGCGGUUUGACUUUUCUGCCUCUUUUACAUUUGAAGAUGUAUAAGUACAGCACAGAUGAUUAACAGAGGGGUCUAUCACUUUAUUAUCUCAUCAUGGCGUAGGGGCAUAUGAAAGGAAAAUCAAAGACAAUAGGCCCUUUGGAUGAAACAGCUUGAACAGUAUAGGAAAAAUGGUGACAGGAACACAGAUGCCCAUUUAUCCAACCACCAGUUUCUAUUGGAAAGCAGGCUGAUGUUUGUACACUGUGUAUUAUUGAAUAUGAAAACAGAGGGCAAUAACAAAUUGAAAUGAUUUCAGCUUAACUUGUGGCUCAUUUCUGUUCUGUUUCUUUACUGGAUUUGUGUGUCACUGUGCAACCAAAUAAGUAGGAAGAAUUGAUAACUAAGAAAGUAUGAGCUCCGUGAUCAUCUAAAAAGGUUAAGGUUCUUAUAUGGAUCCUUGUACACACAGUGUAAAUGUAACUUGAUUACCAGCCACUGAGAAGUUUAAUUUACUUCAAAAUUUUCAGCCUGUGCUUAAAACCUUCACAGUGGUGGUGGCAAAACCAGCUUUAAAAGGCCACCUAGGAGCCAGUUAGCAUGAGUGGCCCCCAGUCCUCCUGGUGCUAAGGAAAUUGAGAGAGGAGUUAAGCUACAGAUAAAAUUAUGUUUUGUUUCACUGUGAAAAGAGAGUAUGUUAAGAUACUGAUAUGUUAAGAUAAUUAAGGCAAUGUCUUGUUGACUAACUGUAAAUCUACCAAAUAUUUUGGGUAACAUCUGGGUCGCUCAGUAUUUUCCUGUGCAAAAGGAAACAUUUCACUCAACAUAUUUAUUGACCUAUGUUGUCUAUAUGUAUGACCAAAAAAUAAAAUAAAAUAAAAAAUA
Messenger RNA from Anguilla rostrata (American eel), 1872 nucleotides. RefSeq names its product CD83 antigen-like. The coding region runs from base 69 to 710 and encodes 213 amino acids. NCBI's taxonomy places the organism in Eukaryota, Metazoa, Chordata, Actinopteri, Anguilliformes, Anguillidae. The record is from RefSeq and is a predicted model, not a curated record. The transcript has 5 exons.